Molecule: messenger RNA, 4554 nt
Organism: Drosophila eugracilis
Lineage: Eukaryota; Metazoa; Arthropoda; Insecta; Diptera; Drosophilidae
Gene: stumps
Exons: 6
Coding region: 329-3991 (1220 amino acids)
Cellular component (GO): cytosol
Molecular function (GO): transmembrane receptor protein tyrosine kinase adaptor activity; fibroblast growth factor receptor binding
Source: RefSeq, a predicted model, not a curated record
UCAAUGCAGACGCACGCGUUGCGCGAACUUAAGUGAAGUGAAACUCCAAGUUGGACAACACACGAAGCUAUUUUACCGCCUAAAUUUGAAUUUAUUUGCCGCGUUUAUCAACUGACAAUUGUGCUGUGCUGUCUGCCAUUUCUGGCACACAUCGCUGUGUUUACGAAUUUCUGAUUUUUAAAUUCGCGCUUUGUGCGCAACUUUUUGGCGCGUGCGCAUGCGCAGCCAGUGAAAGUGCAAAUGCAUCGCAAAUCAGAGCUCUGAAUUGUGAGAGACUCUGCCAAUCGCAUAUUAACUAAGCAAGAUAUACUCCAUAACGGAUCUCAAGAUGUUUGUCACUGUGGAUAACACAAACACCUUUUUCUCAGACAACCCCUAUUAUUUUUGCAAUGACACCCAGUCGCCGCGCACCCCAGACUCUCAGUCCUCCAGCCGGGGAUUCUUGUUCUUCAAGCGCCGAAACUCAAAAGGCAGCAGUCCCCGGCCGAUGUUGGCGACCAAUCCGGAACAGAAGCGUCUGAUCACAUCCGCCAAUCUGGACUCAACGGCCACCAUGGCAUUCGGAAGUCCGCGCGGCAGUUUUAAUUCCCUCGGCGGCUUCUCGCAACACUCGUUUGAAAUGCAACCAAUGAACAUGUAUCGCCAGCGAUCUUCCAAUUCGCAAUCGGAGUUCCGGGAACGCCUGGGCUCCUGCAAUGAGACCCACAGCUCCCAGUGUCCCGGUGGAGGAGCUGGGGAUCACGACGAGGUCUUCAAUCCGCUGACAUCGCCAACAAGUAGCAAAUCCCAUCGACAUCACACCCUGCCAAGUGGCGGAGCUCGUCGCCAUUCCCUGGGAAACUGGGCCCAACAUCAACAGCAGCAGCAACAGCAGCAUCAACAAAACUCUGGAGCAAUGGGUCUUGGAUCUCCGGAUGAGGUGCCCAGCAUGAUGGCGCCCCGGCCACCACUCCUCUCGCCGAACAAAUUCCGAGGCAGUUCUCAUCGACGAAGAGACAACUGCGGCAACGUGAACAACGCAAGUGGAGCGAGUGCAUCCGGAUUCCUGGGUCCCUCCGGCUACAACAUGGACGACAUACUGAUCAUCACCGCCAAGCAUAGCGAGCGCGCCUAUCUGCGGGCCACUUUCCUGAAGAACCACUUCGACAAGAUCACCAAACAGCGCGGACGGAAACCAUUCAAUUUUCUGCACAUAAAAAUUGACGAUGGUCCCUUCAGCGAGGAGAUUGCCCAAAAGUACCAGAACACAGCGUUACAGAUUGUGAUCCUGUGUCCCGCCUUGUUGGCCCUCCCUCACAGUUUCCUGAUGACCCAACUGUCGGCCAUUAUUCGGGUGGAGAAGGUCCUGGCCAUCUUGCUGGAUGUGAGCGAGGAUAAGGUGAAGGAGAUGCACAAGUCGGCGCUCCCCAGUUACUACAAGUGGCGGCGAUGUGUGGUUCGCGAUAAUGACCAGGUCCAGAUCAGCAAUAUCCUUGGCAUUGCCACUGAUAUUCUAGGACGAGCCUUGUGCCAGCGACCUCCGUGCCAUGAUAACUCUGGUGGAGGAGGUGGUGGCCUCUCGCGUAGCUUCUCCAGCUGCACCGAGGGAUUCACAGUGCUGCCCAAGAAGGUUAAGCUGGGCCAAAACAAAGUUGUAGCCUUACUGGCUGAGCCGCUGGAGAAGAACGACACUUUGAAAUUGCUGGUAGAGAAAUCCGGAGAGCUGAUUGAGCUGCGUAACUUCAAGUGUCGCAAUCCCUAUACCCUCCAGUUCAAUAUACCGGAGGCUUGCAUGGAGAUCUCUACCAUGAUCGAGAUCCGCAUCGAGAAGAAUAACAAAAGUCUAGGUGCUAGGCCUAUUAAGUGUGAAAGCCGUCUGCGAGAGCUGGAGCAAUUGCUGCGGAUUGAGGACUCCCCAAUUGAGUUUAUGUGCCAUGCUCUGGGAAUUGGGCCUGUCGAACAUGAUGCCCUCGAUCAGCAUUUAUUGCAGUGCUUCCAGCGGAAUAUGCCACCCAAUUUCCACCUGCUGAGUGGUCCAAGCGAGCGUCAGCCCCACUUCUUCACUCGACUGGAGUCCAGUCCGGAGGAGUAUCCCACACUGCUGCACUUCGCAGCUAGGUGGGGUCUAAAUCGCCUCUGCAUCCAGCUGAUGGAAUGUCCCGGUGGCGACACUGCCUGCGGCGUAAGAAACUGCGCUGGACGUACGCCAGCCGAGUUGGCCGAACAGGAGGGUCACCACAAGCUGGCACAGAACAUUGUCAGUUUUGCAGAGUUCCAUGAACUAACCACAAUGUACCACUACUUCAAGGGCGUAACUCCACCGGGUGAUAGCAGCCCCAAACCCAAUGCCAAUGUGGUGAUUGAAGCUGUUCCCGGUAAGGGAAAGACCUGCAAGCCCCCGAAGCAACUGCCAGCAACGGAGUACAUGGAGAUGUCCAGCGGAUCAGAGCGGGAGAAUACACCCGAAGUGAGGCCCAAAACGGAGACCCUUGCUAUCUCGAAUCUCAACUACAUUAGUGUAGAAACUGAAGAUGAAAACCUGCAGGCUUCCGUUGCCGAAAAGAAGGUUGAAUCCGAAAAGAAACUUCCUGAGGCUGGUAGCCAACCCGGUCCGGAAAAGACCACGAAUGAGCUAAGGAUCAAUGAGCCACCUUAUUAUCAGUCCAAAGAACAGAACAAUCAACCAAAGGAUCUGAAGGAACAGAGCAAAUCCCUCGACGAAGUGGAUGCUUCACCACUCUACCAGACCGACAAAUUCAGCCAGGAGUGCUCACAGUUAUUGGAAAACCAGCUGGGCAACGACUAUGUUCUGCAGCCAUCCAAUGUGCCAGUGGUCCAAGAUGAUGGCAACUAUCUGUUCCAGCCAUCGAAUAGGCCUGUAGAGGAGCCCCUCCGAAUGAGUCGUUGCACAAAUAGGCAGCCUACCUAUGGAACCCUCAAGCGCAGUGCCAGCGAUGCCUCCGCCGCCAGUCACACACGAUCUAAUGCUGACGAUGAGCUGGCCGAGAUUAUGCACGACUUUAAAAACAAUGUGCUAUCUAUUCGGGAUGUGGAGCUGCUAGUGGAGCGAUGGAAGCAUCGAAAUGAUGUGCAACAGAGUUUCCGGGAGAAGCAGGAUCAGAUCGAUCAGCUGCGUCGAGAAUAUGAACGUAUCCAGGAGCAGGUGAAGACUCAUCUGAAGCGUGAAACUCCUUUCGAGCGGAUCAAGAAAUUCUUUUCGCGGUCAAAGACGCCUGGAGGAAACGGAAACGACAGUCUGCUGGAUGAGACAAAGUCCUCGAUAGCCACUAGCUGCAGCUUCAAGUCGACCGGAGGUGUUAGCUCUAGCGUAGGAGCAGGUCGUCCCAUCAGUUCAUUGAGCCUGCAGAGUGUCUCCAGCUCGAGUUCCUCGUCGGGAAGACUGAGCACUGGUAGCAACUGCAGUGGUGCCUCUCUGGGAGAUUCGGGAACCCACUCGGAUCACGAGGAGCGUCGCUUUCCGCACUGCCGGAUGAUGGACAACUACAUGAUUCCACCACCACCGAGACCCGUUUUCACACCAAGCUCAACGCCCGGCGAUGAGCGCCACCAAAUUGUAUUCCCCUCGCCCAUGUCCAGUUGCCAGCGUUUGAACACACCAACUAGUCCCACGGGAUCCGAGCACUACCAGAUGUUCCCCUCGAACAUCCCAGUGUACGGCAGUCAGCCGCUGGCCGGAUCCCAGAGUAGCAACUACCUGAACACCAUCAUGGAGGCCAAAGAGCAGGCGGAGACGCAACACUACCAAAACCAGAACGGAGUCACCCUGCAGCCGAUCAAACUGAACGAGCGAUCGAACAUCAUCUAUGGCAAGCUGACCAAGAGUAACUCCACCAGCGGAUGCAGCUCCUUCAAGCCCAAACAGAUUGCUGUUCCGUGUCCACAGGUGGGCAGCAUCGAGGUUCAAGCCGAGGUCUAUCAGAAUGUAGGUGACAUUGCCCCUGAAAAGGACUGCAAGGCGGAAGAAGAGGCGCCAAAUUACAUGAACUGCUAGGCCAUCCAAACGAUACCUAUCGAAAGAUUCGAAUGAAAGAUUUACGUGGGAAUUGGAAUCCUUGAUAUUUGCAUAGUUUGUAAGCUCAUCCAUUUGCAUACAAAAUGAAAAGGAUGAAAUGAGUAUGAACUAGUUAUCGGUAUUCUAAUUUUAUUUCUAAGAUAUUCGAAAGUGAUUCUUAAGCCUUUGAGAUUUUAAAAACACAAAUUUGAAACUCUCAUGAAAAGUAAUGUUGUUUAAAGUUUUUCGGGACUUAAGAUCAGAUCGGAUUAUUUGUAUUAUCUCUGUAGUUUUCGGUUUCAGCAACUAAUUGUACAUUUGAAAAACGAUUGCAAGCAACCAAAUCAACAUAUCGCUAGCUUUUAAGUUUAGAUCGUAAGUCGAUACCAACGAACCAAGCAGCUGACAUAUCAACGCGAUUCAUCCAACUCUAGGAUUAACCCAUUUAGAGCUAAGAAUCCCACCUUUUGGCAUGCCGUUAAGCAUGAAAAACUCGUUCAUUCUACUCCCUUCACCCCCCAACGCAAAGUUAAACGCAAUAAAUUUUUUAUAUAUAAAGCAGA